Peronospora farinosa is the source of this 1218-nucleotide messenger RNA. The record is from the annotation of a GenBank genome assembly. NCBI's taxonomy places the organism in Eukaryota, Oomycota, Peronosporomycetes, Peronosporales, Peronosporaceae.
AUGAUGCGCCGAGCAGCCCGAGGUUUCAAUGCCCAAUGCAUCACGACAAACAAACGCCGUAGUGUUUUACUACACGAUCAUAACUGUUUGUUAUCCACCAGUGCUACCGAACUCGAGUGGAUAAAAAAUCGCGAUCCGUAUUGCAAUGUCGGCGAAUCCAUAGCCGCCAAAAUUGGUGUCAAUCUACAUCGACAGCCGAAUCAUCCGCUGUAUAUUAUAAAGAAAAAGGUCGAAAACUACUUUGAAUGGCUGCACCGAAGCAAGGGAGCUCCCGUGUUCACUGUAUUUGAUGAUCUGGACCCGGUGGUGACAACGUACGACUGCUUCGACUCGAUGCUCGUGCCCAAAGACCACAUCAGCCGCAAGAUCACGGAUACGUACUACGUGGAUAGAGACCGCGUAUUACGUGCACACACUAGUGCACACGAAGUAGCAACGAUGAAGAAAGGGUUUACGUCGUUUUUGAUCACGGGCGACGUCUACCGUCGCGAUGAGAUUGAUGCGAGUCACUACCCGGUGUUCCAUCAGAUGGAGGGCGUACGGAUCUUUUCAGAGCUUGAUGCAGAAACACCACGUGAGGAGAAGGUGGCGCAUGUGAAAGAAGAACUGAAGAAAACGUUAGAAGGGAUGACAAAGGAGCUUUUUGGGGAUGUGGAGAUGCGGUGGGUGGAAGCAUACUUUCCUUUCACGGAGCCAUCACUUGAGCUGGAGAUUUUCUUCAAUGGUGACUGGCUGGAGGUGCUCGGCUGUGGGGUUUUGCAGCAGGAGAUUGUACGCAACGCUGGACUGGGCGAGGACGUUGGCUGGGCAUUUGGUCUUGGCCUCGAGCGCCUUGCCAUGGUGCUCUUCGAUAUCCCGGAUAUCCGUCUCUUCUGGUCCCAAGACAAGCGCUUUCUUUCGCAGUUCAGAGACGACCAUAUUACCAGGUUCAAGCCGUACAGCAAGUACCCUGCUUGCUUUAAGGACGUUAGCUUCUGGCAUAAUGACGAUUUCCACGAGAAUAACCUGUGCGAAGUUGUGCGCGACAUUGCUGGCGACAUGGUUGAGCAAGUGGCUGUCGUGGAUGAGUUUACGCACCCGAAGACUCAACGUCAGAGCAAGUGUUAUCGCAUCACGUACCGUCACAUGGACCGCAACCUUACAAAUAGCGAGGUUGACGACAUUCAGGAGAUUGUCCGCGAUAAAAUGGUGAAAGAUCUUGGUGUUGAGCUCAGGUAG